UCAUCGUUUGUUAUUUUAGUGCCCAGUGUUACAGUGUGUGUAAGUGCUAUACCCGGCAGGGAAUCCCGAACCUUAGUGAUUCCCGGUUAUCUUAGGCCUUAGGCCGUAGAUCAUGUAAGGAUAUUUCUUUGUUCAGAUAAAACUCUUUCAAACCAUGACAAACAAGUUGAAAUCACCUAAAGAAUGCAAUCAUGGCAAUCGAACAAGUACGCGUCGGCAAGUAGCAUCCGGCCCGAUAUCUCGCCAAAUAAUGCAUACAUCGAUUACAAUGCAAACAAACCCAAGUCGCAAAGCUGCUGAUAUCACGCCCCAUCGAAACCCAAUAAACUGUGCGCAGUCGUGGUUUGAGUGCGAUCUGUAACGGACAGAAGCUUGCGAUUUAAAGAACCAGUCACCUCAACACGUGUCAAUUUCAAAUGGCUACAAUGUACAAAACAAUGCAAACGGCUAUUCUCGGUGGAAACGUUGAUCAAUUAAAGGAGAUUUGUACGCGCAACAGCAACGAUGCGGAUUGUGAUGCGCAAUUGUCUCGUGCGUACGCCGAAUUGAAACAUCGUAACAUACCCUUAUCGGACGAAAUGAUACACUUUGUCGAGUACGAGCUGGUGAAGGCAAGCUAUCGGAACGCUGCAAUUGCUUAUCAAGGCGGCGAAAGCAGCUCCACCGCCAAGAGCACGGAUGUAGCGCAGCAGCGCAUUGCGCACAUGGUGAAGUGCAUUGAUCUGAUCGUGUGCCAGCACCAGGUGGACUCGUACACAGAUGUGGAUGAUCUGCUGGUGCUUCGUUUGCGACAUGUUUACGCGCAUGUGUUCUUUCUGAAAACACACCUACGCAGACUGCCACUGCUGCAGAUGCAGUUUUGUAUUGCCGUUUUCUUAAAGCUGGUUACGGGUCAAGCGAUCAAUGGGUUCGAAAUUUACGCCUUUACCAUCGACAUAGAACGACUGAUUCGCUUUUUAAAACUGAUUCGAAAUGCCUUGACCAAUGAACAGAAGCCGGCGAUCGAUCUGCAAUGUUACGUACAAUAUGUUCAACAAGUAUGGCAUUCUUCUGCCGGAAAGCAGCUCUCUAGCGUACCGAAACGCAUUCGCACUUACAUACAGAUGCAGUUAAACAGUCUUAAACUCUCCAUAUUGGAGAGCUUGGAAAAGGAUAUUGCGUUUGAAAAAUUUCCACUGCCCGUGCAGCAAACGCUAAAAGCUCAGUAUGAGAAAACUAUCGAUUGGGAUCAUCGAAAGCGAUCGAGAGCAACGUUUAAAGAAUUGUACGAAACUUACUACAUCAUGAAGCAACACUUUUCCAUCCGCAAGGUGCUCACGUACAUCGACGGCAUCAGGGAAGAUGCCUGCAGUGAUCCUCCGCACAUGCACCGGCCCAUUCCCUCGCCGGUACGUAUACGGGCGAUUAAACGUACACUGCAAGUGAUCGGAGAGAUGAUCAAAAGUACGCGCGAGUCGCCCAACAUCACGGUAAAACUCGAUCGCAUCCUGCAGCUGAUCACGUCGGAAGUGCUGGCCGAGCGAACUAAAGAUUUGAGGCAAUUCUUUAGCCAUGGCUAUUCGCUUGCCAAACUAGAAUUGGAAGCAGAAAGCUGCGAUCAGAUCGGGUUGGUGUUUCAGAAAAUAGAAACUAACCUACGAGAAGCUCGCCGGUGGUUUGUGUACACACAGACGCAACAGAAUCUACUCAUUUACCGCCGCUAUUUGGCGUACUUGAAGAGCUUCAAAACAAUCGAAGCACUGCGCAGCUACAUCGCUUUCGUUGGCACGGAAUUCAAAGGCAAACUGAUAGAAACGUUCCGCCCCGAGCAGCUGACCGAAGCUAAGCUGUUGAUACAGCACAUGCUAGACUCUUCGAAGCCUUCCGAGCUGCUUAACACAGCGACCCGAACCGAUCUGAAGUACAUCAGCAAAGAGCUACAGCUCCGCAUCGAUGUGAUACGCGCAGAGAACGCAACGCUCGGGCGCACGAUCGAUGAAUUUUUCCUGCUGGAAUGUUAUAUCCGCCAACCGUCGUCGUCACUGGGGCGCGUACGACAAAUCGCCGACUGGAUACUAUCCCGCACCGAACUUGCUAAGCGCCACAAGCUGGUGCAGAAAACGGAAUUGAUGUACGCUCGGGAGCUGUUGGCGCAUCUACAAAUGUGUGAAACGGAUGAAACGCGACGCUACAUGUGGGGCGCCAUCUGGACACGGCUGGCUAAGGAACAGUUCAGUGGGUUGAUACACUGCUAG
Molecule: messenger RNA, 2234 nt
Organism: Anopheles merus
Lineage: Eukaryota; Metazoa; Arthropoda; Insecta; Diptera; Culicidae
Exons: 3
Coding region: 417-2234 (605 amino acids)
Source: RefSeq, a predicted model, not a curated record